AUGUCGGAUUCAAACCAAGGUAACAAUCAGCAAAGCUACCAGCAAUACGGCCAAAACUCUAACCAACAACAAGGUAACAACAGAUACCAAGGUUAUCAAGCUUACAAUGCUCAAUCCCAACCUGCAGGUGGAUAUUACCAAAAUUACCAAGGUUAUUCUGGGUACCAGCAAGGCAGCUACCAACAGCACAAUCCAGACGCCGGUUAUCAGCAACAAUAUAAUCCCCAAGGUGGCUAUCAACAGUACAAUCCUCAAGGCGGUUAUCAGCAACAGUUCAAUCCACAAGGUGGCCGUGGCAAUUACAAAAACUUCAACUACAAUAACAAUGCACAAGGAUAUCAAGCUGGUUUCCAACCACAGUCUCAAGGUAUGUCUUUGAACGACUUCCAAAAGCAACAAAAGCAAGCCGCUCCCAAACCAAAGAAAACUUUGAAGCUUGUUUCCAGUUCCGGUAUCAAGUUGGCCAAUGCUACCAAGAAGGUCGACACAAAACCUGCCGGAUCUGAAAUGAAGGAGGAAGACAAACCCACCGAAAACAAAGAACCAACCAAAGAACCAACAAAACUCGAAGAACCAGUUGAAAAAGAAGAGAAACCAGUUAAGGCCGAAGAAAAAAAGGAGCAGAAAUCGGAACUGCCAAAGGUAGAAGACCUGAAAAUCUCUGAAUCGACAGAUGACACCAACAAUGCCAACGUUAACAGUGCUGAUGCCUUGAUCAAAGAACAGGAAGAAGAAGUCGAUGACGAAGUUGUUAAUGACAUGUUCGGGGGUAAGGAUCACGUUUCUUUAAUUUUCAUGGGCCAUGUUGAUGCUGGUAAAUCCACUAUGGGUGGUAAUCUACUGUACUUGACCGGCUCUGUCGAUAAGAGAACAAUUGAGAAAUAUGAAAGAGAGGCCAAGGAUGCGGGCAGACAGGGUUGGUACUUGUCAUGGGUCAUGGAUACCAACAAAGAAGAAAGAAAUGAUGGUAAAACAAUUGAAGUUGGUAAAGCCUACUUCGAAACUGAAAAAAGGCGUUAUACUAUAUUGGAUGCCCCUGGUCAUAAAAUGUACGUUUCCGAGAUGAUCGGUGGUGCUUCUCAAGCUGAUGUUGGUGUUUUGGUCAUUUCCGCCAGAAAGGGUGAGUACGAAACUGGUUUUGAAAGAGGUGGUCAAACACGUGAACACGCUCUAUUAGCCAAGACCCAAGGUGUUAAUAAGAUGGUUGUUGUCGUAAAUAAGAUGGAUGACCCAACUGUUAACUGGUCUAAGGAACGUUAUGACCAAUGUGUGAGUAAUGUCAGCAAUUUCUUGAGAGCAAUUGGCUACAAUAUCAAGACAGAUGUUGUAUUCAUGCCAGUAUCUGGUUACAGUGGUGCAAACCUGAAAGAUCACGUAGACCCAAAAGAAUGCCCAUGGUACACUGGCCCAACUCUGUUGGAAUAUUUGGACACAAUGAACCACGUCGACCGUCACAUCAAUGCUCCCUUCAUGUUGCCUAUUGCCGCUAAGAUGAAGGAUUUAGGUACCAUCGUUGAAGGUAAGAUUGAAUCUGGUCAUAUCAAAAAGGGCCAAUCCACGCUAUUGAUGCCUAACAAAACCGCAGUGGAAAUUCAAAACAUUUACAACGAAACUGAAAAUGAAGUUGACAUGGCUAUGUGUGGUGAACAAGUUAAACUAAGAAUCAAAGGUGUUGAAGAAGAAGACAUUUCACCAGGGUUCGUACUAACAUCACCAAAGAACCCUAUCAAAAGUGUUACCAAGUUUGUAGCUCAAAUUGCGAUUGUCGAGUUAAAAUCUAUUAUUGCUGCUGGUUUUUCAUGCGUUAUGCAUGUUCAUACAGCAAUCGAAGAAGUUCAUAUUGUUAAGUUAUUGCACAAAUUGGAAAAGGGUACUAACCGUAAAUCAAAGAAACCACCUGCGUUUGCUAAGAAGGGUAUGAAGGUCAUUGCUGUCUUAGAGACUGAAGCUCCAGUUUGUGUCGAGACUUACCAAGAUUACCCUCAAUUAGGUAGAUUCACUUUGAGAGAUCAAGGUACCACAAUAGCAAUUGGUAAGAUUGUUAAAAUUGCUGAAUAA
This is a messenger RNA of Saccharomyces paradoxus, 2058 nucleotides long. RefSeq names its product translation termination factor GTPase eRF3 (gene SUP35). The transcript has a single exon. Lineage: Eukaryota; Fungi; Ascomycota; Saccharomycetes; Saccharomycetales; Saccharomycetaceae. The coding region runs from base 1 to 2058 and encodes 685 amino acids. Gene Ontology annotation, biological process: nuclear-transcribed mRNA catabolic process, deadenylation-dependent decay; translation; translational termination. Gene Ontology annotation, cellular component: translation release factor complex. The record is from RefSeq and is a predicted model, not a curated record. Gene Ontology annotation, molecular function: GTPase activity; translation release factor activity; GTP binding.